Messenger RNA from Cryphonectria parasitica EP155, 1327 nucleotides. RefSeq lists its product as uncharacterized. The transcript has a single exon. The coding region runs from base 1 to 894 and encodes 297 amino acids. Lineage: Eukaryota; Fungi; Ascomycota; Sordariomycetes; Diaporthales; Cryphonectriaceae. The record is from RefSeq and is a predicted model, not a curated record.
AUGGCAGACAAAUUACCACCUCAAAUAUCAAACCCCUUCCUCUCCUCCUCGUUCCCCUCCGCCUCUUCUUCACCAGAGAACGACAACACACCCUCCGCACGCUCCGACCCGCCCCCACCCUUGCCCGCAGAUCUCGACAACCCAACCCCCCAAGAGGACGCCGCCGUCGACGACUGGCUCCGCCGCAACACCUCGUACAUCACCACCAUCCCCUGGUUUCGCUACCCGGCCCUCCCCGCCCUCAGCCUGCUCUGGGGCUACUCGGACGCCGAUUUCCGCGACGAGUGCCUCGAAUCCCUCCUCUUCUACACCCGCGCCGCCGGCCGCCGCCUGUCCCUGCGCGAGCGCGACGCCGUCCUCGAGCCCAUCACCCGCACCGCCGUUGCCGCUAGUUAUGAUCGCCCCGUCGCACUCGGUCUGGCAGCCUGGCUUAUGGCGCGGAGCUGGGCAAAGAGUGGGCACAGGGCUGCUGCUGCCGCUGCCGCUGCCGCCGCGGCGCACGCGCAGCAAUACCAGCAGUAUGCAGCAGCAGCAGCAGCAGCACAGAGUGCGACGAUGGGCACGGUCGGCGCGGACGGGCACAUCACACACUUUUCGGGCGGCCAGACACAUCAUCAACCCCAAACACACUCACAAAUACACUACGGCGCUGGCGGCGCCAGCAGGAGCCAGGUAUUAGGCACCCUGGCCAGGCGCGUCGUGAGGACUGGCUCUGUCGGCCUGUUCUGCGCCGCGGGGUACUACGUGCUAUGGACGCCGUGGAGGUUUAUGCUGGGGAACCAGGAGGUGGACUCGAUACGGGAGGACCUCCGGCUGGAGAAGAUGUGUCAGGAUAUGGACCGUAAUAUGAACAGCAAGGUGGCCGAGAUGUUGAGGCGUCAUGGGGGUUCGUGAAAUGAGGGGAAAGCCAGCUGGGCAAGGGAGCAGAGAGUAAUAACUGUCUAUCGGACCUGGAAUCAUCAGGCCUGUUGGAUUUAGGAGGGGCGGCAGGGAGAGCCCAAGGUUCUUAGGGCUGCCUGCUUACCUUUUCUGGGAAGAGGUAGUCAGUCAGCCUGGUUGGUGAUAUGAGCUCCAUUUGCAGGACACAAAGAUGCAAAGGCAGAGUUCGUCAGCAUAGCGUGAGGUUAUAGCGCUCAGCAAGACAGACAGGUGAGUAGAGAUACACGUUAGGAAUGUCUCUUGUCCAGUCCAGGAGCGUGGAGCAGAAACUUGGCUGCCCAAACCAAACGGAUACGUUUCAGGUUUUUCUACCUCUGCUGAAUUUCACUUCAUGUCUGGAGGAUUAUCUUAUUCUCGAGUUAUAAAUCAUAAGCAAUGAAGAUUGUCG